Molecule: messenger RNA, 1510 nt
Organism: Momordica charantia (bitter melon)
Lineage: Eukaryota; Viridiplantae; Streptophyta; Magnoliopsida; Cucurbitales; Cucurbitaceae
Product: gibberellin 20 oxidase 2
Source: RefSeq, a predicted model, not a curated record
CUCUCUCUCUCUCUCCCCCUCUCUCAAACCAAGCUUUAAGCCUUAAUUAAGCCAUGCCAACUCUCUCUGCUUCUUCUGAUAAUCCUCUUGUUUUGGACUCUUCUGUUUCCCAAAUCCCGUCUCAGUUCGUCUGGCCCGAGGCUGAGAAGCCGUGCCAUGACUUGCCUGAGUUUCAUGUCCCUCCUAUUGACUUGAACGCCGCCUUCGUCUCCGAUGACCCAACUGCUCUCUCCGAGACGUGUCGCCUUCUCAACCAGGUAUGCCAGAAGCACGGUUUCUUUCUCGUGGUUAACCAUGGCGUCGAUGCGGAGCUAAUAGCGAAGGCGCAUAAGUUCAUGGAGUCGUUCUUCGGCAUGAAGCUCGAGGAGAAGCAGCGGGCUCGGCGGAAGGCGGACGAGCACUGCGGCUAUGCCAACAGCUUCGUUGGGAGAUUCUCGUCCAAGCUUCCAUGGAAGGAAACUCUCUCUUUCAGAUAUUGUGCUGAUGCUGCUUCCUCUACUCUUGUUGAAGAUUACUUUGUUGAAGCUUUGGGAGAAGAUUUUAGAAAUGCUGGGAAGCUGUACCAAGAAUACUGCGAGGCAAUGAGCAAGCUGUCGCUGAGAAUAAUGGAGCUUCUGGGGAUGAGUUUAGGAGUUGGAAGACAAUAUUUCAGAGAUUUCUUUGAACAAAAUGAUUCAGUUAUGAGACUAAAUUACUACCCACCUUGCCAAAAACCAGACCAAACUCUUGGAACUGGCCCUCACUGCGACCCUACUUCCUUGACCAUCCUUCACCAAGACCAUGUCCAUGGCCUCCAAGUUUUCGUGGACCGCGAGUGGCGCUCCAUCGCCCCCAACCCUGAUGCUUUCGUCAUCAACAUCGGUGACACUUUCACGGCGUUGACGAAUGGACUGUACAAGAGUUGCUUGCACAGAGCAGUGGUGAACGAGGGAGCUGUGAGGAAAUCUUUGGCUUUCUUUCUGUGUCCAAAUGAAGAGAAAGUGGUGAGUCCACCAAGCUGUUUGGUUGACGAGAAAAAUCCAAGAAUUUUCCCGGAUUUCAGAUGGCCAACUUUGCUGGAAUUUUCUCAGAAACAUUACAGAGCUGAUGAUAGAACCCUAAAUGCCUUCUCCAACUGGCUCUUCCAAACAACACUUUCCACCAAUUGACAUCACAUAUUAUUCCACAAUAAUAUCAACCCUUCUUCUUCCUUCUUCUUUUAUGUAAAUUUUAAUCAACCUAUAACAAAUUACAUCCCUAUCUCGUAUUUUCCACGCGUCGUUUUGGAAAAUGAUUUCGAAUGUUUUACUAGUUUGUGAGAUCAGGUUAUUAUAUGAUCUUAAUGUUCUAUUAGUUGAUUUUAACGGGAUUGAUACACGUACGAACGGGUAUUGAUUUUCGUCGAAGUUAAAUAAUGGAAUUUUUAGUAGAGGAGUAUGAUUUCUUAAAUCUCACAAAUUAUAAAGCAUUGACAUUGUUUUGUGAAGGAGUACAAGGAUUCAUGGUUUGUAAAAUAAGUGAAGUAUGAGAA